AUGUCAGCGCCAGGCUACGAUGACAGCAAGACGGUCAAUGGGUAUGCCCCAGACAAGUCGGCCCAGUACCCGCAGUAUCAGCCAGGCAUCCCUCAGUACCCGCCUCAACCACCUCACUACCCGCCUUAUGUUCCCUCGCCCGUCACCCAGUACCCUCAGUCAACGGCACAGUAUCCCCAGUCGACGGCUCAGCUUCCUCCGUCUCCGGUCCCAUACCCAACAUCAACGACUCAGUACCCAACUCAGUACCCCUCGCCACCCACGUGGGACUCUGCGCAACAGGCAAACCCGACCAAGUGGCAAGACCCCGCGCUGAACCUUCCCGUCGACCCCAAUGCAGGCAACGCCUCCCAGUCGACAGUUGACGAGCUGUGGAGGACCCCACCCACAGUUGUUCCAAUCAUUACGCCAGAGGAGAUUGCCCGACUCCCCGUGAUCCAGUGGAAAAAGCGAAUGGGAGAGGACGUCGAGUCGUGGGACAGCCAGCUCAACGAUCCCAAGAUCCUCUACGACUGGAUCCGGUACCAGAUCCUUACUACGCCCAAAUACGGCGUGGAGGUAGAGUGUACUCACAAGGAGCGCGAGUACGAUCACAUCUCGGAGAGAACCAAAACAACGACAGUCACCGACUUUAAGCAGACUUUUACCAUCCCACUGAGCUUCAACGGCGACACGGCCAAUGUGCAGCUAUGGACACUGCCCGAUCAGGAGCCUGCACAGCGUGGAACCGACGCCAACUGCCGCGGAGGGCCAGCGAAGAGUCCGGCUGAGCGACGCCAAGAUAAGGACAGCUUUGGCGACACGCGGGCGUGGAAUAAGCAGGUGUGGGCCGAUGAAAAGCUGGGAGUUCCACUCUGGGCAGGUGCUAGGACGCGAUUGUGGUCUCAACAGGACCCACCACCCGAAGGAAGUGUCGGCCUGAAUCCACUUCAACAAUGGUGCGAAGCAUUCUGCCGAGACCCGAGCACAUACAAGUCUUUCAAAGUGGAGAAGAUCAUAUGGGGAUACAAGGACGAGGAACUUGGGAAGAGUACGCACCGCGACGAAACGCUCGAGGCAGCUCAACGGCGGCUCCCCGAGAUCAAGGCCACCCAUCCCGAGCUGGCCCACCUCAAGCCCCGACACCUCGUCCUUGGUCCGCAGGGGGUGCACUACCAGCUUGGCAAACGGUAUGAGGAUUUCAAGGAGGAUACGAUUCGCACAUGUGUGAAGGGGACAGGCGGUGUGGUGAUUCCGACGUAUAUCCCUCCCCAGGGGUAUCUGUCAAAUUUGAACCACACGUCGAGUUGA
This is a messenger RNA of Vanrija pseudolonga, 1290 nucleotides long. RefSeq lists its product as uncharacterized. The coding region runs from base 1 to 1290 and encodes 429 amino acids. NCBI's taxonomy places the organism in Eukaryota, Fungi, Basidiomycota, Tremellomycetes, Trichosporonales, Trichosporonaceae. The transcript has 4 exons. The record is from RefSeq and is a predicted model, not a curated record.